Molecule: messenger RNA, 492 nt
Organism: Iphiclides podalirius (scarce swallowtail)
Lineage: Eukaryota; Metazoa; Arthropoda; Insecta; Lepidoptera; Papilionidae
Source: the annotation of a GenBank genome assembly
AUGGCAAAGUUUCCGUUGUUUGUAACCGUAGUUUUGUUUGCAAUUUUCGUGCGAAAUGCCGAAUCGGUGCGCUGUUGGACUUGCUCUUCGGACCUGAACCCGCUGUGCAAUGACCCCUUCAUGGCUGGCCAGUCGGACAAUUCGUACCUGUUCCGGCUGGAGAACUGCGACGCCACUUCCGCGGUUUCUUACCCUUACUUGACGUCCUCAGUGUCGGCUUGCAAGAAGCAGAAGAAGUUCGUGCGCGGCGAGCUGGUGAUCUCGCGCGGCUGCACCUGGAAGCGUAAGGACGACUACACGAACACCUGCCCCAGCACCUCGACCUCGUCGUCCAACGAAGUGACCUCUUUCUGCGAGACCUGCGACUACGACGCGUGCAACGGCGCCUCGGCCGUAGCGAAAACCCUAGCACUGCUGCUCGCUCCCCUCGGCUUAUUACUCUUCAAUGUGGCCAACGUAGGCUAUUUGUCGCCAUUUAGGCUACUUCAGAGG